GGUGGCGGGAAAUUGAGAUGCAACGUGCAAGGGAAAAGUCUGACGCCCGCCAGGAUACCACCGCAUAUAACCUGUCGCUCUAUCUUUGACUCCUUCCUCUUCGUCUCCAAUAAGUCAAUGCCCUCCAUCCUCAACCUCAAGUUCAAAGGGAACAAGUCUUUCGUCCCGUUCAGCAACUUGGGCGAUGCGGAUUCGCUAACGAAGACAUGGAAGGUCUGCACAAAGGUCGCCGGCUUCCUCGAGCAAGGGCAACGGCUUGAGAACCUUAGUUGGCGACUCUGGCACCUCCAGAAUCUCAUCGUCGACACCGACAACGCCAAGUCCAAGCGCGACUUCCGCAAACUGUCGAAAUGUAUGGGUGAUAAGCUCGACAAGGAAAAAGGACGCAUCGAAGAACUUCAGGCCCCAGGUUUCAGACGCAACCAUUCUACAGAACUCAUCAAGCAGCGUGCUGCUGAAAAGGAGCGCGAGCGCCAAGCUAACCAGAACGGCCGACCAGGAACGAUUCAUCGCAUGCAAUUCACGUUUAGCGUCGACCAGCCGUCUCCUCCCACCGGUUCUUCUGCCGCAAGGAAGCCCGACUUGAAGCCAUCUCCAGAGUUCAAGGACAACGUCAGGCGUCGCCCUGGUACUCGUUCCACCAACGUAACGGACGGUGCUACCCACGACGCCAACAAUAAGGAUGCGCCACUCACUCAACGCGGUCGCAAGGCUGCUAAUGACUCUCUUAAUGCUUCGUCCGACGAUUAUCCCUCUGUCUCACUGCAUUUCCCCUCCAUCUUCUCCAACGAUUUUGGUCCUGCCGCACUACUGUAUCCAACACCCACCCUUACGAACACGAUGACUUACGGCGAGGGCGUCGGGCUUAACACCCACGCUUCCUCUGACGGAUUUUCUAUCGUGCGGCCUACAAUAGAGCUUCCUCUUGAUGAGAUACUCGACGCCGACAGCCCUGGCGGCUGGUCCUGUGGUGCUUUCAACAACGACAACUCUCAAUCUCGCCUUGCAAAUUCUUUCAACUCUCAAGAAGACGUUGACAUGAAGACGUCUCUACAGGAUGACUCCUUUGGUGACGCUACCGACCACCACGACCAAUCUCAUCUCAAGAACUCCCUUCGCAACUUGCCUCUUAACAAAGUUAUCGAAGACGUUGUCCCACGCACUAUAACUCCUUCUCGUCUCGGUCCCGACCCGUCACCUGGUGCGCCACCACAGCAGACCAACGGCAGACGGCCGUCUCUGAGCGUACGUACAAACUCAGUUUCCACUCGUAACUCGGGACCCAGCGCCACUCCCGUCAGCGGCGUCUCGUCUGUGCAGGCGAACAACAAUUCUGCCCCUGGUGGCGUCAAGGCCGAGUGCUCGAACUGCGGUGCUACUCAUACCCCUCUCUGGCGACGCGGGCUGAACGACGAGUUGAACUGCAACGCAUGUGGUUUGUAUUGCAAGCUGCAUAAGCGUCCUCGUCCCAAGAGUAUGCGUAAUAGCCACGGUGAGAAUCGCUCUCAGGCUGCCCCGCGACAGGAAUCGCAAGAAAUUGUUGCACAAUGCUACAACUGCCAUACGACCGCUACUCCCCUGUGGCGCAAAGACGACGAAGGGAAGACAGUUUGCAAUGCAUGUGGUCUUUACUUCAAGUUGCAUGGUUCUGCACGGCCUAUCUCCAUGAAGUCUGACGUCAUUAGGAAGCGAGCUCGUCAUGACGCGCGACGAGCCGCAGGAGGCACGGUGUCAGAAACUCCUUCUGCCUCUCCCGGAGCAAGCCGUCGAGCCUCGCCCAGUGCCGAUACCCCCACUCUCGCGCCAGACAGCACGACGCAACUGUCAUACCCCGAGAGCGAUUACUCUAGCCAGGUCCAGUCUGAGCUGAUGGGUGCUUUGGGCGGGAACAACCAAAACACGCAUAUGGCGAACGAUGGAAGCUACAACACGCACUACAACUUCAAUGCCUCGUUCCCCGGUCCGUACCAUCCUGACUACCUUUCACAAGUAUACGGCGGACACCAGGAUGCUUACCCCUUCACGAUGGGUGAUUCUUCGGAUUAUGACGGCUCGGAGAUGAGAUCGAACAAGAGACGAAGGAUGAGCAACGACUCGGCGUCAGAACCUCCUUCCUCUGCAGUGUCGUACAGCUCGUUCUCGGACUUUUCAAAUACCUCUUCGGCCACGUCUCAUUCUCAAGGAUCGUCUCUCGACUUCCCGUUUAACAACAACUUUUCGAAUUACAGCCUAAUGCGUGGCAAUUCGAGUGCGUUGUGGCACCCACCGAUGCUGCCUCCCGACAAUUCCCCACAUAGCUUCGUUCAUCCUCCCAUGCUGCCUCAGAACGGUGGAGAGGACUCGGCGAUGGACUUCCUCCAUCAUCCCAUGCAACAGGAUGACGCUGAGACUCUAUUCGCAACGUACCUGCAUCCACCCAUGCUUCCUCCGGACGAGUCGCCGAAGGUGUCCAUGGGCUCGUUGCAUCCCCACCCGCCGAUGCUUCCGAACGACUGGACCGGUGCUUCGCAUGAUUACUAUGACUCUUCGAUGCAAACGUAUUGAACUCUCUCUCUGUUACCCCCAACCCCUCCCUGCAUUGGCCAUGGACUCCCGUUGCGUUGUGAACAGUGCAUUCGGACGAUCGUCGUUUUCAAUUCACUCUCCGUCUCUCCUAUCUUUUCUUUUGCCCUCUCCAUUUCUCUGGGUUGCGCUUCCCUCAAGCGUCGAUGUAGCUAUCUCUAUCUUCCGUUUUCUUCCUCCUCCUGUUCUUCUUCCUUUCAGGUGAUUGCAUCAUGCAUGGUUAUAUUCCAUUUGCUUCCCGAAGUUCUUCCAUUUUCGUUAGAUCUUCCCCCCCUCGCUCGUCGCAUAUUCCCGCACCUUUUUUUUUUUGACCUCGUUGCACACACUCUUAGCACUUAGCAGACUCGUUCUUCCGCAUUCCAUCGCAUUCCGCGUUCUUCCUUCCUCCCUGUUUUCCACCCAUCACGCUCCUCUGCUGCUUUCCUCCUUGUCUGUCUGUCUGCCAUAUAUCCAUAAUGUUCUCCGUCUUUUUUCCUCUCCAUCUCUCGCAUCUCUCUUCCUCUCCCUCUCUCCCUCUUUCCCUCCCUCCGUCUCUCUCCGUCUCUCUCACAAGUUAUCACUGUGUUUAUCUCCCCGUCCUCCCAUCUGCUUCCACCCAGUUAACCUCUUGCCUCAUGAAAUAGCUGUAUCUCAAGAGUUCUCAUUAGGUACUCGUAGCGAAGGGCUUCGCGAUAUUAAGCCCCAGAAAUCAAAGCUAUUUAUAUCCCUCCCUGUGUAUUCUCAUUUGUGUUUUCUUGUCAUACCUCUGUACGUAUGUCGUGGAAUUCAAUUUCGCGCGGUCUGGACUCUUGACUUGUAGCACAUGUUGUCGAUAUACGGUAUGUAUCGUAACUUCAUACUGUCAAUGUCAAUAGAAAUAUCUUUGAGCCAUUCCUGC
Molecule: messenger RNA, 3439 nt
Organism: Somion occarium
Lineage: Eukaryota; Fungi; Basidiomycota; Agaricomycetes; Polyporales; Cerrenaceae
Source: the annotation of a GenBank genome assembly